This is a messenger RNA of Zea mays, 1901 nucleotides long. Its product is annotated as Uridine kinase-like protein 2 chloroplastic. The transcript has 14 exons. NCBI's taxonomy places the organism in Eukaryota, Viridiplantae, Streptophyta, Magnoliopsida, Poales, Poaceae. Bases 87 to 1526 code for a protein of 479 amino acids. The record is from RefSeq and is marked provisional. Gene Ontology annotation, molecular function: kinase activity; ATP binding.
CAAAAGCCCCACCUCCUCCCCGUGUCAAAACCUCCAAGUCGAUCGCCCAGGUGGCCGGCGAGGCGGCAACCGCCGCCGUAGAGACGAUGGAGGACGCGUUGGGCUCCGCGGUGGGUCCCCACUUCAGCGGCCUCCGUCUCGACUCGCGCCGCCUCUCCCUCUCCCCUUCCUCCUCCCCCUCCCGCUCCGCCAGCGGCAACGGCACGCUCGUCGCCGCGCCGGGGCUCGCGUUCCCCAAGGCGGAGGACGGGACCAGGAAGCCCUUCGUCAUAGGCGUGUGUGGAGGCACCGCGUCGGGCAAGACGACGGUGUGCGACGCGAUCAUUCAGCAGCUUCACGACCACCGCGUCGCGCUCGUCAACCAGGAUUCAUUCUACCAUGGUUUAACUGAGGAACAGUCUGAGCAUGUGCAAGACUAUAAUUUUGAUCAUCCUGAUGCAUUCGAUACAGAUCGACUUUUGGAGUGCAUGGGAAAGCUAACAAGUGGACAGUCCGUGAAUAUUCCUAUAUACGAUUUUAAGAAUCACAGGCGAUGCUCUGAAAAAUUUAGGAAGGUCAAUGAAUCAGAUGUCAUCAUUUUGGAGGGGAUCUUGGUUUUUCAUGAUCAGAGGGUUCGUGAUUUGAUGGACAUGAAAAUUUUUGUUGACGCAGACGCUGAUACUAGACUUGCUAGACGUGUGAGGCGUGAUACUGUUGAAAGAGGUAGAGAUGUUACCUCAGUGCUUGAGCAGUAUGUGAGAUUUGUCAAGCCUGCAUUUGAUGCUUUUGUCCUGCCUUCGAAGAAAUAUGCUGAUGUGAUCAUACCAAGAGGGGGAGAUAACCUUGUUGCAAUUGAUCUAAUUGUGCAACAUAUCAACACAAAACUUGGCCAGCAUAACUUGUGCAAAGCCUACCCAAAUGUCUUUGUAGUUCACACAACUUUCCAGAUAAGAGGAAUGCAUACUCUAAUUCGUGACAAGAACAUUACUACACCUGACUUUGUUUUCUACUCAGAUAGGCUGAUUCGUCUGGUGGUUGAGCAUGGUCUUGGGCAUUUGCCAUUUACAGAGAAGCAGGUGGUUACACCAACAGGAUCUCUUUACAUGGGAGUUGACUUCUGCAAGAAGCUCUGUGGAGUGUCUAUUAUUCGAAGUGGAGAAAGCAUGGAAAAUGCACUGCGUGCUUGUUGUAAGGGGAUAAAAAUAGGCAAAAUUCUAUUUCAUCGCAUUGGAGACAAUGGACAACAACUCAUAUACCAUAAGCUGCCCGUGGAUAUUGCUGAACGCCAUGUUUUGCUUUUGGACCCUGUGCUUGGUACAGGUAAUUCAGCUAAUCAAGCCAUUGAGCUUCUUAUGAGCAAAGGAGUUCCUGAGGACCGUAUCAUUUUUCUGACUCUCGUCUCGGCCCCUGAAGGCAUCCAUUGUGUGUGCAAGCGCUUCCCUCAUUUGAAGAUUGUAACCUCAGAGAUUGAUAGUGGAUUGAACGAUGAAUAUCGUGUCAUACCAGGACUUGGAGAGUAUGGUGAUCGAUACUUCGGCACAGACUAACCGAUGACUGAUGCUGUUGUAGUUAGCAGUGUGAAAAGGUACUCAAAUUAGAGCUGACAUUACCGUGGCAGAUAUACUGGUGUUUGGUUGCUUUAUGGUAUACUGGAAGACAAACGUGGAUAGGUUUCUGGUAGGUGCUGAAACCGUGACCGUGUGGUCUUGUCCAUUAUCAUAUGUUUUGAUACCACAAACCGUUGGUUGUGAGGCAAAUUUGUUUUUUUUUUGCAUUUUGAGGCUCCUAGCUGAAGUGCCUGCUCCUCGUCACACAAUACUGUUAUACAGCCUUGUGAAAUGUAUGACUGAACCCUGUUCCCGGCAUCUAACAGUUGCCGUGGGGUCACAGCUGUGGUUGGAAUGAAAUUCAAAGGUUGUGAC